Ascoidea rubescens DSM 1968 is the source of this 2072-nucleotide messenger RNA. RefSeq names its product lysine--tRNA ligase KRS1 (gene KRS1). Gene Ontology annotation, molecular function: lysine-tRNA ligase activity; ATP binding; tRNA binding. Gene Ontology annotation, cellular component: cytosol; cytoplasm. NCBI's taxonomy places the organism in Eukaryota, Fungi, Ascomycota, Saccharomycetes, Ascoideales, Ascoideaceae. The coding region runs from base 131 to 1879 and encodes 582 amino acids. Gene Ontology annotation, biological process: lysyl-tRNA aminoacylation. The transcript has a single exon. The record is from RefSeq and is a predicted model, not a curated record.
AAAAUACUAAAUUUAAAAUUAUCUCUCUGGGUUUUUUUAUCCAUCUAUUUAUAUUUCCAGCUUCAUUUUUUCUUUACUAUCUCUCUGAUAUCGUUGCGACUUAAUUUUACUUUUGGGGUUUUCUCUUAAAAUGUCUGAACAAACAAUUGAUCAAUUAGCUGAUGGAGUCCAAAAAAAGCUCUACUUGGAUGAAUCCACUGGAGAAAUGGUUUCGAAAAACGAGUUGAAAAAAAGACAAAAACAAAGAGCUGUUGAUGCUAAAAAAGCUGCAAAAAAAGUCAACCAACCAGCAAAACAAAAAACAACGAAAAAAAAAAUUGAUGAGGAUUUAACUCCCAACCAAUUUCAUCUUAUACGAUCAAAACAAAUCAAUGAGUUAAGAUCAACUAAAACUCCUAACCCUUAUCCACAUAAAUUUCACGUUAAAGACGAUGCAAGUGACAUUUUAAACACUUAUUCUACUUUGGAAAAAGGCCAAUUUUUAAAAGAUGUCAAAUUAUCAAUUGCUGGUAGAGUCAUGGUUAAAAGAGAAGUUGGUUCCAAAUUAAGAUUUUAUUCAAUUUUAUCAAACAACUCUACAAUUCAAGUUGUCUCCCAAAUCAAUGAUUAUUUAAAAGAUUCUGAUUUCUUUGAACAAAAUGACAUCAUAAGAAGAGGUGACAUUAUUGGUAUUAACGGUUACAUUGGAAGAACUAACCCUCAAAAAGGUGGUGAAGGAGAAAUUUCAAUUUUUUCAAACCAGAUAACCCUAUUAACUCCAUGUUUACAUAUGCUACCAACUUCUCAUUUUGGUUUCAAAGACCAAGAGUUGAGGUAUAGAAAAAGAUAUUUGGAUUUAAUUAUAAAUCAAUCUGUCCGUGAAAAAUUCAUAAUUAGAUCUAAAAUUAUUUCUUACAUUAGAAAAUUCCUAGAUAAUCGUGGUUUUGUUGAAGUUGAAACUCCAAUGAUGGAUGUUAUUGCUGGUGGUGCCACUGCCAAACCUUUUAUAACCCAUCACAAUGACUUGAAUUUGGAUAUGUUUUUAAGAAUUGCUCCAGAACUAUAUUUAAAAAAAUUGGUUGUCGGUGGUAUUGAAAGAGUUUACGAAAUUGGUAGACAAUUCAGAAAUGAAGGUAUUGACAUGACCCAUAAUCCUGAAUUCACAACUUGCGAAUUUUAUCAAGCCUAUGCAGAUGUUUACGACUUGAUGGAUAUGACUGAAUUAUUAUUCUCAGAAAUGGUCAAAGAAAUUACUGGUUCAUAUGUACUUAAGUUUCAUCCUGAUGAUAACGAUAAAGAAAAAACCCUAACCUUAGAUUUUUCAAGACCUUGGAAAAGAAUUAAUAUGAUUGAACAAUUAGAAGUUCGUUUUAACGUCAAGUUCCCUGCAGGCGAUCAAUUGCACACUCAAGACACCAAUGAUUUCUUGAAAAAACUUUUGAUUCAAAACAAAUUAGAUUGCACUCCUCCCUUAACCAAUGCAAGGAUGUUAGAUAAAUUGGUUGGUGAAUUGGAAGAUACAUGUAUUAAUCCGACUUUUAUAUUUGGUCAUCCUCAAAUGAUGUCUCCUUUGGCCAAAUACGAUCGCAAAAUUCCAGGUUUAUGUGAAAGAUUUGAAGUUUUUGUUGCCACAAAAGAAAUCUGUAAUGCUUACACAGAGUUGAAUGAUCCAUUUGAUCAAAGACAAAGAUUUGAAGAACAAGCAAGACAAAAAGAUCAAGGUGACGAUGAAGUUCAAUUAAUUGAUGAAUCCUUCUGUAAUGCUUUAGAAUACGGUUUACCUCCAACUGGUGGUUGGGGUUGUGGUAUCGAUAGAUUAGCUAUGUUUUUGACAGAUAGUAAUACCAUCAGAGAAGUUUUGUUGUUCCCAACCUUAAAACCAGAUGAUUCUGCAAACUGAUUUAUUUUAUAAUUACCUUUUAGAAUAGCUUUAUUUCAGUUGUAAUUGAAAAAAUCUCUUCAAUGACUUGUUUCUUUUUUUUCUUUCCUCUUUUUUUAUUUUCUAGUAACAGCCUUUUAUAUAUUUAAAAAUUAAUUAGACCUUAUUUUGUACAAGUAAACAUUUAAUAUGAUUAUAAAAAUAACAUUUUGAU